Menidia menidia (Atlantic silverside) is the source of this 1287-nucleotide messenger RNA. The record is from the annotation of a GenBank genome assembly. NCBI's taxonomy places the organism in Eukaryota, Metazoa, Chordata, Actinopteri, Atheriniformes, Atherinopsidae.
AUGGGCUCUGUACGAGCUAUGGCGUCUACGAGGCUGCUGGGCUUUAUCAAUGCGAAAGCGGCAUGCUCGACCAAAACAUUAGCCCGGGCUGGCUGUAGGUUGAGCUCUAAGAGAAAUGUCUGCAGUUCACCUUCAAGACUGCAGAGCAGCAUGCAAGCCUGGGUCAUUGACCAGUAUGGCACGAAUGGAGUUUUAAGGUACACAGAGGAAAUCUCCAUCCCCACAAUCAAUUUUGCCAGUGAAGUGAUGAUAAAAGUCAAUGCGGCCAGUCUUAACCCCCUGGAUGUAUCCAUGAGGGGAGGGUAUGGGGCAACAUUGUUGAACAUAAGAAGGGAUCCGUCAUCACUGAUGGGAAACUACAAUGAGUUUCCACUCAUACUGGGUCGUGAUUUGUCAGGUGUAGUGGUGGACUGUGGAUCUGGGGUCACCCACUUUUCCCCAGGAGAUGAGGUGUGGGCUGCUAUUCCUCCGUGGAAACAAGGCAGCCUCGCAGAAUUUGUGACUCUAACAGAGUAUGAGGUCUCCCAUAAGCCAAAGUCACUGAGUCACAUAGAGGCAGCAUCCAUCCCGUAUGUGGCCAGCACCGCUCUGUCUGCACUUGUAAAUGCAGGUGGUCUUUGCAGAGAAAACUCUUCAAAUAAAAGAGUUUUGAUCACUGGAGCAUCUGGGGGCGUUGGAACAUUUUCUAUUCAGCUGUUAAAGGCUUGGGGUGCCCAUGUAACUGUCACCUGCUCCCAGAAUGCUGAGGGCCUUGUUAGAGGGCUGGGGGCUGACGAAGUGGUGGACUACACAGCCGGAGAUGCAGUGGAAAAGCUUGAAAUGAUGGGAAAGUUUGAUGUCAUUUUGGACAAUGUGGGGGGCGAUUCGGAGCAGUGGGCUGUGGGCCUGCUGAAGCCCUGGUCAGGAGCAAAGUACGUCACAUUGGUAUCGCCUCUACUUCUCAACACUGACUCCAUGGGCCUGUUAGACGGGGCCUUUCACGCUGGCUUCACCCUACACAACAAAGCCAUUCAGAACAUAUUGUCAAGUGGAAUUUUCUACAGGUGGGCUUUUUAUGCUCCAGAUGGCUUCGUCUUGGAUGAGGUCAGCAAGCUGGUGGAUGCAGGAAAGAUCCUGCCAGUUGUUGAGGCCCAGUUUCCCUUCACCCAGGUGCCUCAGGCUUUUCAGAAGUUUGAGCACGGCCAUGCCAGAGGGAAGACUGUAGUCAGGGUGGCCGAGGAGGAAGACGACUGGGCAGAGGCUUCAGACUCAGAACAAGAAGUACAAGAAACUGGCCAGCAAAACUAA